Diaporthe batatas is the source of this 1602-nucleotide messenger RNA. RefSeq lists its product as uncharacterized. Gene Ontology annotation, molecular function: protein-cysteine S-palmitoyltransferase activity. Lineage: Eukaryota; Fungi; Ascomycota; Sordariomycetes; Diaporthales; Diaporthaceae. Gene Ontology annotation, cellular component: endoplasmic reticulum; Golgi apparatus; endoplasmic reticulum membrane. The transcript has a single exon. The coding region runs from base 1 to 1602 and encodes 533 amino acids. The record is from RefSeq and is a predicted model, not a curated record. Gene Ontology annotation, biological process: protein targeting to membrane; peptidyl-L-cysteine S-palmitoylation.
AUGGCUGGCCUACUCACCGGGCCAGCAUCCACCGACUACCAGUCCCUCUUCGUACCGGCCGUCUGCCUCCUGAUCGUCUUCCUGGGCUACACGUCGCAAUGGCUCUUCAACGUCGCUGAGAACCUCGAGCCCGGGCCCAUGACCCAGAGGGAGACGGCCAUAUUCAACAUCCUCCUCGCCUGCCUAUGGAUCACAUACUACAAGGCAUGCACCGUGCCCCCAGGCCGCUACGACUUCCUCCCAAAACAACCGCCAGCAACAUCCAACAAGUCCGACGACCCCCCACCGACUAGCAAAGACGGCGAGACCCCUUCAGACAAGCCAGCCGACACACCCACACCCCACCCCGAGCCCAAAAGCAAGCCGACGACGACGACGACGAUCACCACCACCACCACCUCGGCAACAACCCGCUGGUGCAAGAAAUGCGACGCCCCCAAGCCCCUCCGCGCGCACCACUGCCGCCUCUGCAAGACCUGCAUCCCCAAGAUGGACCACCACUGCCCCUGGACCAACAACUGCGUCUCGCUGCAGACCUUCCCCUACUUCCUGCGCUUCCUGGUCUACACCAACCUCGCCCUGGGCUACCUCCUCUGGUGGCUGCUGUACCCGCGCCUGCGCCUCAUCUUCUGGGACAACUCGGCCCUGCCCUCGUACCUGGGCCCCAGCGUCCCCGUGCUGAUCCACCUGGUCCUGCUGGCGAUCGCCGGGUUCCUGGUCUCGUUCGCGCUGGUCAUACUCCUGGCUACUACUGCUAGGGGGUGGGUGCUCAACAUCACCAUGAUCGAGGGCUGGGAGCAGGAGAGGCACGAGGCGGUGCUCCUCAGGUCCAGGCGGGCCGGGUGGUGGACCGGGCCCGGCGCCGGCGGCAAGGUCAAGAUCGAGCGGGUCGAGUUCCCCUACGACAUCGGCUUCUUCGCCAACAUGGCACAGGCGAUGGGCACCAGGAACGUCCUGACGUGGCUCGACCCCCUGAUAGGCGGCGGGCCAAAGGUCUCGAGCGGGGAGGGGGCGGCCGCCGGCAAGGGCACGGGGUGGGAGUGGGAGGAGAACGGGUUCAACGACCGCGAGGGCAUGUGGCCGCCCGCGGACCCGGAGAAGCUGCGGCGGGCUGCGGCGGGCGGCGGCAAGGGCUGGCCCGGGUCCGAGGCCUCGCGGCGGCAGGAGGCAGAGCUCGUCGACAGGAGGUGGGCCAGCCCGCAGGAGGAGAUGGCGGCGUUCCGCGCGCGGCAGGAGAUGGACCUGCGGCGGCGGCGGGGCACGUCGGGCGUCAUCGCCGAGCUGGGCGAGGACGAGGGGAUCGAGGAUAUCGAGGAGGGGUAUGACUAUGUCGACGACAACGAGAGCGGUGGCAGCGGUGGUUAUUAUGAUGAAGACGAGGAGGACGGGUUAGGGGAAGGGGGCGCCUCGGACAGGGCGGUCCCCGUGAUACCCGGCCAGGGCUACUACGAGAGGGGGUUCGACGGCGAGCCCGGGUGGACGAACUCAGAGGGCGACCGCCUGCGAGACUUUGGCGUGGAUGAGGAUGUGGAGGAUGACGAUGAGGAUGUGCCCCUUGGCGAGCUGCUACGUCGAAGGAAGGCCUACGGAAAGGAUAGAUAG